UUAAAAAACAAAGGGAUCUCUCUCAAAUUUGCAACUCCAACUCCAAGAGCUAUGGGUUCUGAAGCUCGCCAUGUUUCACCAAAAACCACAUCACAGGUCGAUGUAGAUGAAGUUGCAGAGGUUACAGUGAUGAAAACAGUGUAUAGCAGAGUGAAGAAGAACUCGGUGGCGAAGGUUAUCUCCGAGAGAAGAUGCAGUUCUAGGGUUAAGAGAAAACCAGAAAAUGAGAACGAUAUGGUUUAUAGAUUUGAUAGGAAGUACGAAAGGAGAGGCACGAGUAAGAAGGCGAAAGAUCGCCAUGGACGAGCCUCGGAUAAUCCACUCACUGGUUUGGGAUCUGAGCUUGUCGAGAAUGUGAAGGAGGAGGAGGAGCCUCCAAACACUGCAAUGGAAUUAACUGAAACAAUGAUCAAUGUGGUGGAAAAUUGUGACGCCCAAUCCCAUAACCAGGCCGGGAUGAGUGCAUCUGCAUUGGUGAAGGAUACACUAAGAGUUUUUGAUGCACAUUUCCUUCGUUUUGUUCAGGAAGAGGAGAAAAGGUGUGGAAAAGUAAAAGUAGCCAAUGAGCCAGAAGUUGGUAGUGCUUGCAAGCCUAAGGGUAAGACACACAAAUUAAGAGGCAAAAACAACUUGAAAUCUACUAUUGCAAGACUGGAUAAGGAGGGUAGUGCCUCUGAGGUAGACAUCAAAUCGAAAAUCAAACGACCUGAUCUUAAGGCCAUAUCCAAGAUGAUUGAAACUAAAACAAUUCUGUACCCUGAGAAAAGAUUUGGUAACAUUCCAGGUAUUGAUGUUGGGCAUCAAUUCUUUUCUCGGGCUCAGAUGGUUGUUAUAGGUUUUCACCAACACUGGCUAAAUGGAAUUGAUUACAUGGGAAGUAGCUAUAGUAAAGUGGAGCAAUACGAACUAUAUACUUUUCCCCUUGCUGUCUCUAUAGUUCUCUCAGGUCAGUACGAGGAUGACCAAGACAAUUCGGAUGAUAUUGUAUAUACUGGACAAGGUGGACAUGAUCUACUUGGCAAUAAGCAUCAAAUUGCCAACCAGGAGAUGAAAAGGGGGAAUUUGGCAUUGAAGAAUAGCAUGGAACAUGACAUCCCUGUAAGAGUGACUCGUGGACAUGAAUCUGCAAAUAGUUACUGCGGCAAGGUUUAUACAUAUGAUGGCUUAUAUAAGGUCGUUAAGUACUGGGCAGAAAAAGGCGUAUCUGGAUUCACUGUCUACAAGUAUCGCCUGAAACGACUUGAAGGGCAGCCUGAGUUAACGACUAAGCAGGUUCAUUUCACUCGAGCUCAACCCCCAAAGAGUAUUUCAGAGCUGCGAGGGUUGGUCUGCGAGGAUAUCAGUGGACGCCAGGAGAACUUUCAAAUUCCUGCAACCAAUGAGGUUGAUCCCCCACUCGCUCCCUCUGGUUUCACAUACUAUAAAUCGAUUAAAGUGGGAAGAGGCAUUACUCUCCCGCCAAAUGCGGAAGGAUGUCAAUGCAGUGGGGAUUGUGUGGAUUCAAGACGAUGUGCUUGUGCAAGAUUGAAUGGUUCAGAAUUCCCCUAUGUAAGCAAAAAUGGCGGAAGGUUGGUGCAAGCAAAGGAUGUCAUAUAUGAGUGUGGUCCAAACUGUGGAUGUGGACCUGAUUGUGUGAACCGAACCUCUCAGCGAGGACUUAGAUACCGACUUGAGGUAUUUCGAACUCCAAAGAAAGGGUGGGCUGUUAGGUCUUGGGAUACCAUACCUUCUGGGGCACCCGUAUGCGAAUAUACAGGUUUACUUAUGCGGACAAAUGAAGCAGACAAUGACACAGAGAACAACUUUAUUUUUGACAUUGAUUGCCUGCAAACCAUAAAAGGGAUUGAUGGAAGACAGAGGAGAUUUGGAGAUGUAUCAAUACAUAACCCAGCUAAUUUUGAGAAAAUUGAAGAUAAGAAAUUAGAGGGCUCUGUGGAGUUUUGUAUUGAUGCAGGAAGUUGUGGGAGUGUUGCUAGAUUCAUCAAUCACAGUUGUGAACCAAAUCUCUUUGUACAGUGUGUCUUAAGCUCCCACCAUGAUAUGAAGCUUGCACGGGUGAUGCUUUUUGCCUCAGACAACAUUCCGCCAUUACAGGAACUUUCCUAUGAUUAUGGCUAUGCACUCGAUAGUGUGGUGGGCAUUGAUGGCAAGAUCAAGGAAAUGCCUUGCUAUUGUGGAUCUUCGGGUUGUCGGAAGCGUUUAUAUUAGAUGAAGACUCAUAGUUAGUAUUAAUCUUGAACUGACCUUUGGGAAUUUGAUUUGGUUCACGACAUAUUCUUCCAUGGACGAGGUUGAUGAAUCUAGUUGGUGGAAGGUGUUUUUGUGGAAUGGUGGAAAUGGUUUAUAGUCCACGUAUGUGGGCAUAUUUGGUUUUGUUUGCAUUGCUUUUAAUCAACUGGUAACGUGGAUGCCAUUAAGGAGUUGACGAAUUUGACUUUUUGUGGAGUGGAGACAUUUGAGCCUUGAAAGGUUUUGCAAAGGAUUUGGGCAAGGCCAGUCUCUAGAAGGUAAGGUUGUAUUGUUAUGUAAAAUUAUGUAGUCCUAUACUUUCAGCUGGGAUUUCCUUUUGGAAAGUUUCCCUAAUUUUGUUACAUCGUUAUUGUUUUGUGGCAGUAUUGUUGCCGUCCAAUGUCUACUUGCAUAUGUAUUUCUUUUUUUAUUGAGGCCUAAUUUUGUAAUGUUGAACCAGUAUGGUUAAUGGCCAUGUGCUUAAUGAUUACACAACUUAUGAUGGUA
Molecule: messenger RNA, 2736 nt
Organism: Amborella trichopoda
Lineage: Eukaryota; Viridiplantae; Streptophyta; Magnoliopsida; Amborellales; Amborellaceae
Product: histone-lysine N-methyltransferase, H3 lysine-9 specific SUVH4
Cellular component (GO): nucleus
Molecular function (GO): double-stranded DNA binding; zinc ion binding; protein binding
Source: RefSeq, a predicted model, not a curated record